This is a messenger RNA of Globicephala melas (long-finned pilot whale), 10112 nucleotides long. RefSeq names its product potassium calcium-activated channel subfamily M alpha 1 (gene KCNMA1). The record is from RefSeq and is a predicted model, not a curated record. NCBI's taxonomy places the organism in Eukaryota, Metazoa, Chordata, Mammalia, Artiodactyla, Delphinidae. Gene Ontology annotation, biological process: vasodilation; regulation of membrane potential; potassium ion transmembrane transport. Gene Ontology annotation, molecular function: large conductance calcium-activated potassium channel activity. Gene Ontology annotation, cellular component: postsynaptic membrane.
CGGCGGCGGCGGCCCGCUGUAUAUAUCUCCGCGCACCCCGCCAGGUCGCGCACAGCUCCCCGAGCCCAGGCGCCUCCCCGCCCCCUCCCCGCGCUCCGCGGCGGCGGCGGCGGCAGCAGUAGCAGCAAUAUGGCUGUUGAUGGGUGUUCGGGGUGGCGCUGGCGGCGGGAGGAGCUCCCCCGAGCCCCUGCGCCGGCUGCCCGUUGCUAGCUAUGGCAAAUGGUGGCGGCGACGGCGGCAGCAGCGGCGGCGGCGGCGGCGGCGGAGGCAGCACUCUUAGAAUGAGUAGCAAUAUCCACGCGAACCUUCUCAGCCUAGACGCGUCCUCCUCCUCCUCCUCUUCCUCCUCCUCUUCUUCCUCCUCCUCUUCCUCCUCGUCCUCGGUCCACGAGCCCAAGAUGGAUGCGCUUAUCAUCCCAGUGACCAUGGAGGUGCCGUGCGACAGCCGGGGCCAGCGCAUGUGGUGGGCUUUCCUGGCCUCCUCCAUGGUGACUUUCUUCGGGGGCCUCUUCAUCAUCUUGCUCUGGCGGACGCUCAAGUACCUGUGGACCGUUUGCUGCCACUGCGGGGGCAAGACGAAGGAGGCCCAGAAGAUUAACAAUGGCUCAAGCCAGGCGGACGGCACUCUCAAGCCAGUGGACGAAAAAGAGGAGGCGGUGGCAGCCGAGGUCGGCUGGAUGACCUCCGUGAAAGACUGGGCGGGGGUGAUGAUAUCUGCCCAGACGCUGACCGGCAGAGUCCUGGUGGUGUUAGUCUUUGCUCUCAGCAUUGGUGCACUUGUAAUAUACUUCAUAGAUUCGUCAAAGAGCCGCACUGCAGACUCUCUGAUCCCAAUAGAAUCCUGCCAGAAUUUCUACAAAGAUUUCACAUUACAGAUCGACAUGGCUUUCAACGUGUUCUUCCUUCUCUACUUUGGCUUGCGGUUUAUUGCAGCCAAUGACAAGCUGUGGUUCUGGCUGGAAGUGAACUCUGUAGUAGAUUUCUUCACGGUCCCCCCCGUGUUUGUGUCUGUGUACUUAAACAGAAGUUGGCUUGGGUUGAGAUUUUUAAGAGCUCUCAGGCUGAUCCAGUUUUCAGAAAUUUUGCAGUUUCUGAAUAUCCUGAAAACAAGUAAUUCCAUCAAGCUGGUGAAUCUGCUCUCCAUAUUUAUCAGCACGUGGCUAACAGCAGCCGGGUUCAUCCAUUUGGUGGAGAAUUCAGGGGACCCAUGGGAAAAUUUCCAAAACAACCAGGCUCUUACCUACUGGGAAUGUGUCUAUUUGCUCAUGGUGACCAUGUCCACUGUUGGUUACGGGGACGUUUAUGCAAAAACCACGCUCGGGCGUCUCUUCAUGGUCUUCUUCAUCCUCGGGGGACUGGCCAUGUUUGCCAGCUACGUCCCUGAAAUCAUAGAGUUAAUAGGAAACCGCAAGAAAUACGGGGGCUCCUAUAGUGCGGUUAGUGGAAGAAAGCACAUUGUGGUCUGUGGACACAUCACGCUGGAGAGCGUUUCCAACUUCCUGAAGGACUUUCUGCACAAGGACCGGGAUGAUGUCAACGUGGAGAUUGUCUUUCUUCACAACAUUUCCCCUAACCUGGAGCUUGAAGCUCUGUUCAAACGACAUUUUACUCAGGUGGAAUUUUAUCAGGGUUCAGUCCUCAAUCCACACGAUCUUGCGAGAGUCAAGAUAGAGUCAGCAGAUGCGUGCCUAAUCCUUGCCAAUAAGUACUGCGCAGACCCCGAUGCUGAAGAUGCCUCCAACAUCAUGAGAGUCAUCUCCAUAAAGAACUACCACCCGAAGAUAAGAAUAAUCACUCAGAUGCUGCAGUAUCAUAACAAGGCCCAUCUGCUAAACAUCCCGAGCUGGAAUUGGAAAGAGGGGGAUGAUGCAAUCUGCCUCGCAGAGCUGAAGCUGGGGUUCAUCGCCCAGAGCUGCCUGGCUCAAGGCCUCUCCACCAUGCUUGCCAACCUCUUCUCCAUGAGGUCAUUCAUAAAGAUUGAGGAAGACACGUGGCAGAAAUACUACUUGGAAGGAGUCUCAAAUGAAAUGUACACAGAAUAUCUCUCCAGUGCCUUCGUGGGUCUGUCCUUCCCUACUGUUUGUGAGCUGUGUUUUGUGAAGCUCAAGCUUCUGAUGAUAGCUAUUGAGUACAAGUCCGCCAACCGAGAGAGCCGUAUAUUAAUUAAUCCUGGAAACCACCUUAAGAUCCAAGAAGGUACUUUAGGAUUUUUCAUCGCAAGCGAUGCCAAAGAAGUUAAAAGGGCAUUUUUUUACUGCAAGGCCUGUCAUGAUGACAUCACGGAUCCCAAAAGAAUAAAAAAAUGUGGCUGCAAACGGCCCAAGAUGUCCAUCUACAAGAGAAUGAGACGGGCAUGUUGUUUUGAUUGCGGACGUUCUGAGCGUGACUGCUCGUGCAUGUCAGGCCGUGUGCGUGGUAACGUGGACACCCUUGAGAGAGCCUUCCCACUUUCUUCUGUCUCUGUUCAUGAUUGCUCCACCACUUUCCGUGCCUUUGAAGAUGAGCAGCCGUCAACACUGUCACCCAAAAAAAAGCAGCGCAACGGAGGCAUGCGGAACUCACCCAGCUCCUCGCCCAAGCUGAUGAGGCAUGACCCCUUGUUAAUUCCCGGCAAUGAUCAGAUUGACAACAUGGACUCCAACGUGAAGAAGUACGACUCUACUGGGAUGUUUCACUGGUGUGCACCCAAGGAGAUAGAGAAAGUCAUCCUGACUCGAAGUGAAGCCGCCAUGACCGUCCUGAGUGGCCACGUGGUGGUCUGCAUCUUUGGCGAUGUCACUUCAGCCCUGAUUGGCCUCCGGAACCUGGUGAUGCCACUCCGUGCCAGCAACUUUCACUACCACGAGCUCAAGCACAUUGUGUUUGUGGGUUCCAUCGAGUACCUCAAGCGGGAAUGGGAGACUCUUCAUAACUUCCCCAAAGUGUCCAUAUUGCCUGGUACGCCGUUAAGUCGGGCUGAUUUAAGGGCCGUCAACAUCAACCUCUGUGACAUGUGCGUUAUCCUGUCAGCCAAUCAGAAUAAUAUUGAUGAUACUUCGCUGCAGGACAAGGAAUGCAUCUUGGCGUCACUCAACAUCAAAUCUAUGCAGUUUGAUGACAGCAUCGGGGUCUUGCAGGCUAAUUCCCAAGGGUUCACACCUCCAGGAAUGGACAGAUCCUCUCCGGAUAACAGCCCGGUACAUGGGAUGUUACGUCAGCCCUCCAUCACAACUGGGGUCAACAUCCCCAUCAUCACUGAACUAGCUAAACCUGGCAAGUUGCCUUUGGUAUCAGUCAAUCAGGAAAAAAACAGUGGGACGCACAUUCUAAUGAUAACUGAACUGGUGAACGAUACUAAUGUUCAGUUUUUGGACCAAGACGAUGACGAUGACCCCGACACAGAGCUGUACCUCACGCAGCCGUUUGCAUGUGGGACAGCGUUUGCCGUCAGCGUCCUGGAUUCACUCAUGAGUGCGACAUACUUCAAUGACAACAUCCUCACCCUGAUACGGACCCUGGUGACCGGAGGAGCCACGCCAGAGCUGGAGGCUCUGAUCGCCGAGGAGAAUGCACUGCGCGGGGGCUACAGCACCCCCCAGACGCUGGCCAAUAGGGACCGCUGCCGCGUGGCCCAGUUAGCACUGCUGGACGGGCCCUUUGCGGACCUGGGGGAUGGUGGUUGUUAUGGUGAUCUGUUCUGCAAAGCUCUGAAAACAUAUAAUAUGCUUUGUUUUGGAAUUUAUCGGCUGAGAGAUGCUCACCUCAGCACCCCCAGCCAGUGCACGAAGAGGUAUGUCAUCACCAACCCCCCGUACGAGUUUGAGCUCGUGCCGACGGACCUGAUCUUCUGCUUAAUGCAGUUUGACCACAACGCCGGCCAGUCCCGGGCCAGCCUCUCCCAUUCCUCCCACUCGUCCCAGUCCUCCAGCAAGAAGAGCUCCUCCGUUCACUCCAUCCCAUCCACAGCAAACCGACAGAACCGGCCCAAGUCCCGGGAGUCCCGAGACAAACAGAAUGCAACAAGGAUGAAUAGAAUGGGCCAAGCAGAAAAGAAAUGGUUUACAGAUGAACCGGAUAAUGCCUAUCCCAGAAACAUUCAAAUCAAGCCCAUGAGUACCCACAUGGCUAACCAGAUCAACCAAUAUAAAUCCACAAGCAGCUUGAUUCCACCAAUCAGAGAAGUUGAAGAUGAAUGUUGACUCCCAGGAGACCAGAACUAUUUUUUUUAAAGCCUGACAAACUUCAUAAAUGGUGACGUGACUUUUCUUCCUCUUACAUGCUGAAUCACUGGUGGAAACGUUAGGAUAAGCAAGAAUUGCAAGAAAAAUAAAGUAGAUAGAUCUUUCUCUUUGCCUUGAAUAUUGCUUCCAUGUAUUUUGGAGAAGAAAAUGAUUUCAUUUAUAUAUGAACAUACUAAAAUAGUCAUGUAUAGCCUCUAGCAUUUUAAAUUAUUUUUAUUUAUUAGAAGGAAAAUAUAUUUUUUCUUUUUUUUCCAUUGUCAUAUAUAUAUUCCCUAUAUCUAACAAUGCAAACUCAAAAGGAAUGUGGCCAGACUCCUUAUGCAUAGUUCUCUUCUUCCUCUCUUUUUCUUUGAGGAGAAUGAUGGUCACCACCACAGUUAAUUAUAAUUAAGGGAAAUGGAUUAUUAAUACAACUUUAAAAUGGUCCAAUAAUGUAAACAUGUAUUUUAGUAAAUUUAAAAAAGAAGACAAAAGAGGGCAGGUGAAUUUCCUAGAUGGGUAUGUAUUUUGGCUGUACUGACACCAGCUCUUAAUAAAUGGAAAGUUACUUAUUUUCGAAAGUCAUAUUUUUGUAGUUUUAGUUUUCAUCCUGUAUUUCUCACCUUUUGUUCAUAUAUUUAAAGGGAAGACCUUCUUGCAGCUUUUCUACAAAUGCCAGAUCGGGUUUACCCUGCCAACUAACAAUACCAGAGGGUUGUGAGCAUGCCUGGGACGUGGAAGUUGAGGACCAGAUGCACAGAAGACAUUUAUUUCUCUGUUUGUUGUCCUAAUGGUGGGGACUCCUUCCUACAUGCUGUUAUGCUUCUCAUUUCAUAUCUCCAAAUCAACCAAGCAGUAAUUGCAACUUUGGAAAGGUCUGGUAGACUCUCUCCCCAUUCCCCAAGUCCAGGGCUUUUAGCCUGAAAGUUUGUAAACACCAAUGAAUAGUUUUACUUAACGAUAGGAUAUAUAACACAUUCAUGCUAUUCACUGAGUUUUUGUGUAAAAGCCAGAAAAGUUCCAUGAUCCAGGAGAUGACUUUUACCCAGAUCUAAAUUUUGCAGGCUUUCCUUUAGUUGCUGGGACAAAACACACAAACUUGUUACAGCAACCUAAAAAAUAAUAACAACAAAAGGACAGCAAUGAAUUCACUUAAUAUAGACCGUUAGAAAAAGCCUUUGAAAAUUAACCAGGAAUGAAAUCUAAUGUAUCAGCCACUUCAAACUGUGGUCAAAAAGAUUUUUCUAACCAUCAGACACAAUUCCGACGUCUCCGAGCUCUGCUGUUGCUUGCAUGCUCAGUGUAACGGUGUCCCAGCAAUUGUUCCAUUCCAAAUGAUUUUCCACUUCAAAAUGAUCAAUCUUUGACAGAAACAUCAGGAUCUCUGGAGCAGCAUGGAUGUGAUAGUGAUUUUUAUUUUCUUAAAAAUGUAAACUCUGGACACUUGAAGGAACCAAACUAACCAGAAUAUCCCCCAAAGUCCCAUGCUAUCUAUUCCAUUAGGCCAUGACCCUGUGGUACGUAGGAUGUCACAGCAAAUCAGAUCAGAGCCAAGCAAUGAAAUCAUCAUGAAAACAUAGGUCCACUAAGUACUCCAAUUACCAACGUAGGCAAAAUGAGCUUCCACCUCUGUCCCGUCCCUGCAGAGCCAAUGUAGUUGUGUUUCCACCUUGUAGGCGUCGUCCUAAAGUGACUUGUCAGACUGUGGUUACCCUGUCGUCACAUUUUUGUAGAAUUAGUUCUAUAAAGGUAUCGUGAAUAUAACGUAUGUCCAACUGGAUUGUUUAAAAAUUACUUAUAAUCAAUCACUAGUCUACUCAGCAGACUAAACUGACGUCAGCAUUCUCUUCAGGCUGAUAAACAUUUCCUGGUUUCCAACAGAAGUAAAAUGGCUUUGUGGGGCGAAACCCUUGCUGAGAGUUGACAACUUUCCUGAAAGCUAGGCCUUCUUCUACAUAACGAUUUUGUAUUGGGUUCACCUUAGUACAUUCUUAGUACAUCAAUCCACGCUCUUCUUUCCUUCAUGAACCCUAGUGGGUUCCUGAUAACUUGAUAACCAUUUCUGAAUCUGUCUUAACUGUUUGGUCUCCUCUGGCAGGCACUGGUGGCCACCACCUAAAUGCUCUUCCAUUAGAGGAAGUUAGGUCACGGUGUCCCAUGCCUGCUGCCCUCUCUUCCCCAUCUCUCCAAACCAAUGCACAUUGGAAACAGAAGUACAAACUCCAUGCCCUUUAUGGCUAGAGAUUUGAAUCUAAGCUUUUUUUUUUUUUUUUAAACCAAAAUGGCUAAGAUAGUUUCCUGGAGCAAGGGCUCCCCUCCAAAAACCAAUUGGCAGGAAUCCAUUUUCUUCUAAGGUAGAGCAAGGUUGUGCUGUUUUGCCUUUGUAAUAAUGAAUUGUUUGGGGCCAGAAAAUGAAAUAAGGCAUUUUUUAAAGGGAGUACACAAAACGACUGGCUGGUGGCUCCUUUGGCAAAAACUGGUACCCAGUAGACGGAAAGUGAAAUGGAAACAGAAACGAGAUCGUAAGAUCAUUGAAGGGCUUGAAGGAAUGCCAAAGCUUCCUGAUUUGUUUCUAUUUGUUGAGCCCUCUGGCCCUGAGGGAAUCCUCACCUCACCACGCUCUGACAGACCUAUCUUCCUGGCUACGUUCAGCACAGACCAACGCUGGCCAUCGUUGGUAUAGUCCAUGUUAUAAGGCUCUGAGGUCCCACCCCAGUUUAGGAUUCCAGAGAAGCCAUUUUCCCAAAUUAGUAACUCAAGUGCUUUGGGAAUCACACUCACCAACAGGCUAUUUUAAAAGCAGAAGCACCUACUGAUAAAAGCAUCGUCACCAUCAUCAUCUUUCUCAUUAAGAAAACUUUGGCUUUCAUCUGAGCAAUUUUAUACUUUAAAAUAGCCCCUUGAACCAAGAUAAAACACCUUCAAUAAAAGUGGUUGUGACUAAGGCAUGUUGGAGAACACCCAGAAGCUCUUUCCUUCCAAAGCUUGGGGCAUCUUAUAAUGUACUUUGUAUAAAAUUUAAUUGAGGACUUUAAAUAAACAGGGAAUUAGAACUGUUUGGUUAGGAUUAGAAAGGGAGAAAGUGAGAAGGCAUAAGAACAUUGGGGAUAUUUUCAUGUUGAAAAGCGAAGAGUCCAAGUUUCCUGCUAUGGUUUAAUACGAGGGUUCACAAGCUACAUCUGCAAAUAACUAGCUAUCCACUUCGAAAAUGUUCUUUCAACUCUCUGAGUCUCAGUGACCUCAUUUGUAAAUGAAAGUGAUUCAUCUAGGUGACUCUAAGGUCCCUUUCAGAUCUGAGAGGAUGUGCUCUGAGUUAAAAGGAGGGGGGAGCAUGGGAACAAGGCAAGCCCCUGGAGACAGUCUUGUCCUGUGCUAGAAUAAUGGUCCUUCUUGCUGCACCACCCAAGCAGUCCUCCUGAGGGUAGUGCCUUUUCUGCUCUGGACACAUAGCAGCUAUGUUCAUUCCUCUGCUUUACAUUGGGAGUCUCCUUAGGUUCAAAACGCAAAUUUCACAAUUCAAACUCACCUGAAUCAUGUUGAUCUGAUUUUUCUGUGUGUUCCUAGGGUUUUCUUCUCAAUCUCAUCCUGGCCUGCGUUUUUUAUUGGCUCAAGGCUCAAUUUCCAUCAAUCCCUUCAUUUCUAACCCAUAUCUCCCAUCUCCAAUAUGUAGUUGGAGGCUCACAACCCCCAGAUUUCUGCAGUUUUCCUCAUUUUUAUUUCCGCAUGUGGAUCUGGGCACUAGGAAGGUACCAGUCUUACUUCUCACUUCAUUUCCCAUCCUCUGUUUAUUUGAUUUUUUUCCUUUCAUCAGUACAACAACUAUUUCUUUGCUACUUACAUUCAUAAGUCUAAUUUUCAUCUACCAUUUUUCUUUGUCAAAGAGAAUCUCAGUUUAGAAAAAAGGAAGGAAGAGAGGUAGAAAGAGAGAAAAAAAUUUAAACCAAUUGUGACGUGAGUCACCUUACUUAUAGACGACUAAACACAUCAUUCAAAUUGGACAUGGAAUUCCAGUGCAGAAUCCGUCCAUUUACUAUGGGGAGCAGAGGGAAAGUAAGAUGAGACUUCAGACAAGGGGCUAGAAAGUAAAUUGUCUUAAGGGCCAAGCUAAGAGGUUGAGGCUUGCUCUAGAAACUCAUGGAAAGCCACUAGAUGUUUUAAACAAAAAGUGACAAACACCAAUAUCUGUGCAUUUUUUAGGUUGUAUAUUUUGCGAAGUCAGUUCUUCCUGGAAGUCAUCAAGAGCAGAUAUGCAGAGUUGACCAUUUUUCUCAGCAGCAUGGAGUUCUCAAGGGUGCAAACUCCAAGUCCACAACUCAGCACAUGAAGUCCUACCUUCCUCAAAUAAAUGUUAUAGAUCCUACUACUUGUAGAAGGUCAAAUGGCAGGGUAGGGGCUGGUGUGGGGGCUGCUUUGAGGGCUGGCUGUUGGGGUCAUUGGCUGUAGUUCUGGAAAAGGUUCUUUGUGAAAGGAACACUUAAUUGGGACCUCAAUUGAGGAACCCUGUGGAGCAAUAGGAACGAAUGCAGGGCAGCUGAGAACUGUUGUGUUAAUUAGUUCAAAGUGGAAGAAGCUGAGUGUGAUCUAUAAAGGCAGGCUUUUCAGACAAAAGGCAAGGAGAAAGUGGAGCUGAGAGGAGGGCUACGGAAGGUCCUGUGGAUUUGGACGUCAGAGCCACAGAGGUAUGUACACAGUGGGGUGUAUGGCUGGGUUCUCCAAAGGAGGAAGGGUACGUGUGGAAGAUUUUUUGAAGGCAGAAAAACAUGGGGGCUACAACCAUAUUUUUUCAAGGGCUAAAAGGAGCAAAAUAAGUAGGUACUCCUGGAAAAGGAGACCUAGGGUACUCCAGAAUCAGAAAAACGGGAAACCAGAGACGGAAACUUUAAGAGAGAGGUUGGAAAUGAAGGUGUUGGAGAUGGUGACUCAGAAGUAAAAGGACUCACUUGAAGAGGGCAGGGACUUUGCUCGUUUGUUUUAUCUCCAGAGCUUGUCACGAGGCCUGGCUCUGGGUGGGCAGUCAGUUGUUACUUUGGAUGCCGUAGGCAAUGGAGGUUGGCUAAGACUUCUAGGUCACUGGAACUCUUCCUGGAGAAGGAUCAGAAGAGAGGGAUCUUGAGGUGCACUUUUUCUUUCGCCUCCCUGUUCACGUCAUUCCAUUGUUCCUCAUCUCCACACACUGGCGGCUUUGGUUUCAGCAUUCCUAAAACAAAUGCAACAAUCCCUUUGCUUUAUGGCUUUUCUGGGCAGGCAGCAUGAGGAGAGAGGGUUUUUGGCUUUGGUGAAAAUCAAUCUUAAUUUCUAGGUAGAUUUCAAAUUUCAAAAGCUUUCCUUUGGUCUGUUUUUCCCCUCGAGGACUUCUGUGUUUCUUCUCCUCCACCUUGCUAUUCAGCAGAACAAGGACAAAAGUGACACCAAAGUGCUCCAGCGUGCCUGCCUUAGGAAGCUUUCCUGGGCCCGCUGUUCAGAAUCUUAGAUGGAAAUGUCCACACGGCACCGUCAUACGCCCGCCAGAGCAAACUAGAGCGUCCGUUACAUGGGGUUCAGGGUCAGUGUGAGAAAGGCAGCCAGCAGGUAGGGGAGCCCUGCCAACAAAGUUGAUGGAGCCCCACUUCCACACUAAACCAAAGCCCCCCUGCCCCAGAGCAGCCUGCUCCCCUCCCUUCCUUCCGCUGAGCACAGCCCGAGACACAUUUGACCAGAACUGCAACAUUUCAAACAUGAACCAAGGUCUGCCUGGAAAUCCUAAUUAAAAGUGUUCCAUUCCCAGGUGACCCAAUCACAUCCUGCCUAAAACUCCUGGCCCACAUCCCACCACCCAGAUGCUGAAAAGAAACCUUCCCCCACUUAACACCAAAACCUGCCCUCAAUGUUUCUUCAGGGGACAAAGAAAAAAAAAAAACUAUGCUUAUAUAGAAG